AGGAAAGGGAAAAGGUUCCGCUCUGUGUCAGGAAGCUUCAGUCGGAGGACAAUUCAAUUCAACAAAUCUAAUCUUGAUGUUUCAGUUUGAGUAUUUGUAUGAAGUUUUUUUUUAAACGGAAAGAGAUUACGUUUUCGCCCUGACAAGCUUGGCUGGUUCAUCAGAACAAGAAAGAAACGUAUUUAUAGAAUAUAAGCUGGAUAGAACUUGGCCAAAUGCUCAUAUGGUUGGCUAACAAAACAAAAGUGUGGUUAUGCUUGCUUGUAUUUCUGUUGAAAAACAAUGUUUUCCGGGUAGCUUGUUUAAACGAUUGUCAAGAAUAACAACAAGGUCUAAUCUGAAACCUACUACCUGGGCACCAAUCCUUUUACAAAAAUGCAGUUUUUGAUCCAGCACACCUGGGAUAGCAAGCCAGUGAAUCAUGACCCCAUCAGGAUCAAUUUCUCUCCGGGACAAGGGGGGCUGAAGGUAGAGAUCUUCGGUCCCUUCUUCAAUGACCCGGCAGCUCCUGCAGGGCCCCCCAGUCAGCCCUUCCCUGGACUCUGGGAUUAUGAAGUUGUGGAGUCCUUCUUCCUGGAUAGUACUACAGAAAAUUACCUAGAAGUGGAGUUUUGUCCACAUGGACAGCAUCUGAUAUUAUUGCUGUCAGGAGCUGGCCAAGCAUUCCAGCAACAACUGCCCAUGGUGUUUAAUGCUACGAUCACAGGGGACAGGUGGAUGGGGGAGGCUCUCCUCCCCUGGUCGUACUUCCCUCCCAAAAUCAACAAGAUGAACUCGUACGCCAUCCAUGGCUCAGGAGAGAAGCGGACGUAUGAGGCUCUCUACCCCAUCCCCCAGGAGGAGAUAGUGGAAGGCCAAAAACCCAACUUCCACCGCCUGGAGUAUUUCCAAAAUUUCCGCCUGCAAAGCAUCAUGGGAGAAGGUUGGGUCCAGCCAGAGUCUGGUCUGUGGCAUGGAAAGCCCUGAACUUUUCAAAAACACUCUUUUUUUUUCCCUCUCUUUGUCUCUCUCUUGUACACACACACACACACACAAACCACAGCAGCAGGGCAAUUGUACAAACACUCAUUGACGGAAAACAAAGGGCAAUCAAUCUUUAUUAGUUAAUGAUGCCAAACGAUAUGACAAGGAAUGUGUUAUCAGCUUGUCGGAGCGUAUUAGCUUUUGCACACAUCUGUACAAGCACACAGUCACACACGCAUCACAAGGUAUUGGACGUUGCCUUAAUUUGCCUUGGCAUAGUGUGACCUACAGCAGUUAAACUCUGGAUGGUGGCAAGGAAUGCUCGUUUUGACAUUCAGCUCCUGUGUAGCCUGUGCAUUUCACUACAGUGAAAUAAACCACAGCAGGUGCUUGUGAUCCUUUGCCCUGACUGCUACUAAAUGCGCACAAACAACUGUACACACACCAUUAAGUGAAAAUACUGUUCUUUAGAGAUACAUCUUCCAUCCAUCCAUCUUUGUCCACUUAUCCGGUAUCGGGUCUCGGGGGCAGUAGCUCCAGCAGGGGACCCCAAACUUCCCUUUCCCGAUCCACAUCAACCAGCUCCGACUGGGGGGUCCCGAGGCGUUCCCAGGCCAGGUUGGAGAUAUAAUCCCUCCACCUAGUCCUGGGUCUUCCCCGAGGCCUCCUCCCAGCUGGACGUGCCUGGAACACCUCCCUAGGGAGGCGCCCAGGAGGCAUCCUUACCAGAUGCCCCAACCACCUCAACUGGCUCCUUUUGACGCGAAGGAGCAGCGGCUCUACUCCGAGCUCCUCUCGGAUGACUGAGCUUCUCACCCUGUCUCUAAGGGAGACCCCACCCCCCCGAGGAAACCCAUUUCGGCCGCUUGUACCCUGGAUCUCGUUCUUUCUGUCAUGACAAGCUUUUAAUUUAGUGCAUUUGCAAACAUCCCACUGUCCUUAUUGAUUUCCUUUUACAAUUAAAUAUGUUUACGUAAUGAUUACAUUUUGCUGAA
Etheostoma spectabile (orangethroat darter) is the source of this 1958-nucleotide messenger RNA. It is a transcript of the gene c2h4orf33, whose product is annotated as chromosome 2 C4orf33 homolog. NCBI's taxonomy places the organism in Eukaryota, Metazoa, Chordata, Actinopteri, Perciformes, Percidae. The record is from RefSeq and is a predicted model, not a curated record. The coding region runs from base 376 to 966 and encodes 196 amino acids. The transcript has 6 exons.